GCUUGCAAGCAGUCAUCAACGUCCCCUCUUCUAUAAACAAAGAAAUAUAAAGCUUCACUUCCAUCAUUGACUCUAUACAUUUGAUCAAUAUCACAAAAGUACUUACAACAUCUUCACAGUUUGAACAACAAUUGUGCGAAGCUUCAAAAAUGAAUGAAUCAAUCCCACCUAACGUUCACAUCUCCACCCAUCCGUGUCUCCAAGCCAAACUCUCACAAUUACGAUCCAGCGAAGCUAAUACUCGCGAAACGAAAGCUCUUGUUAAUGAAAUCUCAUUGAUAAUAGGAUGUGAAGCUACCGCCGCUGGACUUACUGUGUCUAAAGGUCCAACUGCCAAAACACCCCUCGGAUACACCGAUACAACAACUACCAUAACACCCGCCUCCAUUUCCCUAAUCCCCAUUCUCCGUUCCGGUCUUUCUAUGGUCGAAGCUCUCCAAACCCUCCUCCCCUCCCCAACCCCAAUCCAUCAUCUUGGACUCUUCCGUGAACCCACCACUCUUGAGCCCGUCGAAUAUUACAACAAUCUUCCCUACCACGCACCCGCCGCAUCAUCUCCCUCCAACACCCCCAACACCUCCGCUUCUGAGCUCGCAAUUCUGCUCGAUCCCGUUAUUGCUACAGGAGGAACUUGUGCUGCUGCCAUUCGUACAUUGAGGGAAUGGGGUGUUAAGAGAAUCAUCGUAUUGAGCGUGUUGGCUGCAUUACCGGGCUUGCAAAAUGCAGCUAGAGAGUGGCCUGAGGGAACGGAGAUUUGGUGUGCGGGUGUGGAUGAGGAGGUCAACGAGAAGGGCAUGAUCAAACCAGGUUUGGGAGAUGUGGGUGAUAGACUAUUUUUGACCAUUGGAAAGUAAGGUGCUUAAAAUGGGUAAUUGAGUUGCUUGGUCAAGAUUUGCUGGCGUUACAUAGCGAUGAGAUUCCCUCAGGUUGAAUGAGAUACCACCCGCUUCGCCUUCUA
Molecule: messenger RNA, 958 nt
Organism: Botrytis sinoallii
Lineage: Eukaryota; Fungi; Ascomycota; Leotiomycetes; Helotiales; Sclerotiniaceae
Exons: 2
Coding region: 150-854 (234 amino acids)
Source: RefSeq, a predicted model, not a curated record